Molecule: messenger RNA, 3114 nt
Organism: Pelodiscus sinensis (Chinese soft-shelled turtle)
Lineage: Eukaryota; Metazoa; Chordata; Testudines; Trionychidae
Gene: TTC12
Product: tetratricopeptide repeat domain 12
Biological process (GO): axonemal dynein complex assembly; sperm axoneme assembly
Cellular component (GO): centrosome; cytoplasm
Molecular function (GO): protein binding
Source: RefSeq, a predicted model, not a curated record
AUGAGGGAAGCCCUUAGAGAACAUAAAAACAACAGGGAUACAACAAGGCGUCUCCGUCCCAUGUGGAUCUGGAUUUGAACUUGGCUGCCCCCGUCUAGACAGGAAUGAUGGUCUGGAGGUUAAAGGACGCAGGCGAUCUGGAUUCAGAUCCUGGCUCUGCCUGUGUGACGUUGGGUUCUAAUUGACCUCCCUACUCAUUCUAUACCAUGCUGGCUAAUGAGCAGGAGGAGCAAGAUUUGCAGAAAUUCCUGAGAGAUGUGGAUGAAAUCACUAAUUUGGUUCAAGGCUUGAACUCCACAGACCCAGCUGUCCAGGAAAAAGCCAUUUCUGAUACAGAGAAGAGACUGGAGAUCAAAGAUCAGGGAGAAUGCAAGUCCAAGUUGAACAGAACAGUCAUUAACUCCCAAGAUGCUACCACACAGAAUAUGGAGACAGUUAGACGAGACAGCUUCAUGGCAGCAUUAGAGAAAGAUGCGAAAGAUCGAGCCAAAAGGAGGAAGAAAAAUGAACGUUUGGCGAAUGCCCUGAAAGGGAAGGGAAAUGAUGCAUUCAAUAAAGGAGACUAUGCCACAGCUAUUCAGCGAUACACGGAAGGUCUGGAGAAACAGAAGGAUAUGGAGGUUCUGUACACGAACAGAGCUCAGGCUCACAUGAAGCUGCAGGAAUAUAAGAAAGCAAUCAAUGAUUGUGAAUGGGCUUUAAAGUGCAAUGACAAAUGUAUUAAAGCCUAUUUCCACAUGGGAAAAGCUCAUCUGGCACUGGAGGACUACAAUGAGUCCAGGAAAUCCUAUCAGAAGAUGUUAGAAAUUGAUCACCAAAAGGAAAGUCUGUUUAAAGACUGCAUGAAUGAAGUAGACUUGCAUGAAAGAAAAGCAAAAGAGGAGGAGAAAGCUCUGGAGGAAUUUCAGUCUGGAAAGUAUACUGCUGUGUCUAUGAAAGAGCUGCUCCAGAAACUCAAUAGACCUGACCAGAACAUCCUUUAUUAUGCAGGCGGGAUUCGAGUUUUGACUGAAUUAAUAAAAGAUUGCACUGAACAAACUUUAUUUAGAACAAACAAUGGAUUCAGUAUCAUCAAUGACAACAAGGUCAUAAGACGGGGCCUCUCUGUAGCAAAGAAAAACACUGCUGAAGUGGAAUUGUCCCUUUCUCUUCUCAUCCUCUGGCAAGCAGUCUGUAAUGGGAAUGAGGAGAAUCAGCGAUUGCUGUUAACUCACCCUGAUGUGAAUGUGCAGCUUCCCAUGCUGCUAUCAUCUUAUGUGCCUGAGAUUCAGAAGGAGAGCUUGGCACUGCUGUCUUUGUACUCUCAGACUGAGAAUGGAAGAAAUCUGCUGGUCAGGCACCAGAACCUAACCACGUGGCUGCAGAUUCUGAUUGAAUUUGUCAGUGUUAUGGAUGAAAGGGCUAGUUGUGCCAUGAACCUGCUAUCUAACUUAAUCAAGGAGGAAAAGUUCAAAAUCCAGUGUCGAAUCAAACUUUCAACAAGUGUAUUGCCUCUGUUCACACAGUUGUUGAAAACUGCCAAACAGGUGAACCAACCAGCCCUUGCCCAGUGCAUUGGCAUCAUGGGGGACCUAUGUGCUGAUGUAAUCAUCCGACUGCAGAUGGCUGAAAACCAAGAAUGCUGGCAGGCCUUUCUAAAGCUUGUGGAUGACUGUUGCUCCACUGGCAAUUCAGCAGGGUACCAAGAGUGUUUGUUCACAGUGCUGGGCCUGAUAAUGAACUUAUCCCUUGAAUCAAAUUUGGUCAUUCAGGAGCAUGCUGUGGAUGUUAGCAGGAAGUGUUUGUUUCUACUUGGCAGUAAGGAUGGAAGGAUUGUGACAAGAGCCAUUGGAGUUCUAAGUCACAUCUUGCCAGCAAGCUCAAUGGCAGUAGAAGAGGCAGUGAAGGGAGGUGUGGUAAAGAGACUGCUUAGAUUUUUGAAGGCUGGUGGACAGAUCACUUCCAGUUAUGCUAUAAAGACCCUUGCUGUGUGUACUCGAAGCAACAGCCAGGCUCGAGAGGAGGUGGUGAAGUCAGAUAAAAAGUUUGAUGUGUUACUGAAGCUCUUGGCCUCUGAGAAUGAGAUUGUGGUGGGGAAUGCUGCUUUUUGCCUCAGCAAAUGCUUCGAAGUACCUGGAGCUGCAUCGUCCCUGCUGAAUUCCAACGUUGUGAUGAUCUUAUUAAAACAUGCAGGCGGUGAAGCCAAAGAAACCUCAGUGCAGGAGAAUGCGGCAGUUGCUUUAGGAAAGCUCUGUACUGCCGAGCCAAGGCAUAUUCUUCGACUGCGGGAACUCAAUGGAAUGGCAAUCCUUAACUCCUCUAUGAAAUAUGUGCAAGGUCUUUGAAUUCCCCAAAUGUUUUUGAGAAUAGGCUGUUAAUAUUGUGGUAUUCUAUUUGCUGUUGCUUAUGCCUUCUCUAAUAAACAUUAUUCAAAGAGACUAGACAAUCUUUCAUCCCAUUAUCAAAGUGCAGCUCCCAUGUCCAGGGGAAGGAAAGCACAUUCAUUGGCACCAUAGCUCCUCUAAAACCAGAUCUGACCUCUGCUCCAAAUAGUCCAGUUUCCAGUCUCUGAUAGUGGCCAGCACUGGAAGAUACAAGAGUCCCCAGAAGGGACAUAUAUGGAAUAACCUGCGCUUGUUCCUAGCCCGGUCAGUCAAUGGUUGGCUUAAUUCCUGAUGCCUGAGGAUUGUUUCAGAUGUAUGGAGCAUAAUGGAGGAUAUUCUCUCUACCUAUGUAAAUAUCAUCUUUUUUUUUUUUAAUUCUCCCAAGCUCUGUCUCAAUGGGUAAGUCUACACUGCGGGGUUUUCCGGGAUACCUCCAUGCAAUUUAUGUAGCUUUUUCAGAAAAAAACUAUAGUGUAGACCUACCCAACGAGAUUAUGGCAAUGACAUUCACAGGGUCAUUAACAAUUGACAUCAAAACUAUUCAUGUAUCAGUGUUAUGCUUCCUGCCUUUCAGUUUCAUCAUUUCCAUUUGUUUUUGUCUUAAAUAGGAUCAUCCAAUUUACCUUCAUCAGCUUUCAUUAUUUUGUAUAUCUCUGUCACAUCCCCUCUUUUUCAUAUCCUCUGUAAACUCAACAGUACCAAUUCUUUGUAUAAUCAAACACCGUAUUUAAAAUAUAAUAAUGCAAAUAUC